Molecule: messenger RNA, 1152 nt
Organism: Trematosphaeria pertusa
Lineage: Eukaryota; Fungi; Ascomycota; Dothideomycetes; Pleosporales; Trematosphaeriaceae
Exons: 3
Coding region: 1-1152 (383 amino acids)
Biological process (GO): maturation of LSU-rRNA from tricistronic rRNA transcript (SSU-rRNA, 5.8S rRNA, LSU-rRNA); snoRNA localization; box C/D snoRNP assembly
Cellular component (GO): nucleus; pre-snoRNP complex
Source: RefSeq, a predicted model, not a curated record
AUGUCCGGCGACGCGCUGCUAAGCGAUCUGUGCGGCAUCUGCAACACGGCCACAUCGAAAUACCGCUGCCCGGGUUGUGCUGCGCGGACUUGCUCGCUGCCCUGUUACAAGCGUCACCAGACGUGGGCGCAAUGCGGCGGGAAACGGGACCCCACCAAAUAUGUGAAAAAGUCGCAGUUGGCUACUCCCGCCGGCAUCGAUCAUGACUUCAACUUCCUGACCAAUGUCGAGCGCGGCAUAGAGAAGGCGGAGAAAAGCCUUCCACAGGGAGACGUCGGCACUCCACCGCAUGUCCGAGGUACUGCACGCAGUCGCGUACCCACAGAUCAGCAGUUUGCAGCUGCUGGCGUGAAGGUUAUCCGCGCGCCGAAGGGCUUCAGCAGAGAGAAGGAGAAUAAGACACACAACUCAAAGAAUAAAAAUAUCAUAUGGACCGUGGAAUGGAUUCGCGACGACAAGACCCACAUCCUCACUGAAGGCAGCUCGCUGGCCUCAAUCAUUGAGCUACAGCCUUUCUUUAAAGUCAGCAAGAAGAGGAAGCGAGGCGCCGAGGAAUCUCGCGGCACCAACUCUGCAGCUCCCCAAGAUGCUCCGCCGGAUGAGGUCGGAGAACGAGAAGUCGAAGCAAAGGAUGAGAAGCCGGAGUCUUCGUCUCUUAGACGAACAGAACUUGGAACUGAGACCGCUGGUACGAAGACAAGCUCAAGAAGAAACAACGACAACGAUGCCAAAGUGGCAGGCAGUCCUCAUACAAGCCCUCCUAUCGAUCAGCCAGACUCCAAAUCCCUUUCUCCUGAGUACCAUUUCUACCUCCUAAAGCCACGCACCAGCUCCAGCCGCCACGUGCUGAUCCCGGUCUCCCCAACAGCCACUCUCGGAGCAUGUCUGCGCAGCCGCACCGUCCUGGAGUUUCCCACAAUCUACGGCUUCCCUGCCACCACAUCACCGCCAUCGGAACAGUUCGUGCUAGAGGAAGCGUACCUCAAGCAAGAGGACGAAGAGCAAAAAGAAUUCGACGAACUCCUCAUGACGGCAAGGCCCGAGACACUCCGCGCGUUGAAACAAGAAGCCGGCGACGACAACGCAAGCGGCGAGAUCGACAGCAGCAAGAUACUCGACGUGCUGAAGCAGGAUAUUGGGGCCGGGGUGUAA